Morone saxatilis (striped sea-bass) is the source of this 4298-nucleotide messenger RNA. RefSeq names its product zinc finger protein GLIS1 (gene glis1a). Lineage: Eukaryota; Metazoa; Chordata; Actinopteri; Moronidae. Gene Ontology annotation, biological process: regulation of transcription by RNA polymerase II. Gene Ontology annotation, cellular component: nucleus. Gene Ontology annotation, molecular function: RNA polymerase II cis-regulatory region sequence-specific DNA binding; DNA-binding transcription factor activity, RNA polymerase II-specific. The transcript is spliced from 9 exons. Bases 339 to 2165 code for a protein of 608 amino acids. The record is from RefSeq and is a predicted model, not a curated record.
GCGGCGCAGAGAGCUGCUGUGACAGUGGGAAGCACAAUCCGCGUGCAGCCAGCGCGAGGCAAAGACCUACCAACAGGCUGUGAACGAUGAGUGGACACAAAGCGUGCAUGACAGAUGACUGACCGAGCAGCAGUUUGGAACAAAUGACAGAAGAUUACACAUGCUGGGGUUGAAAUGAGACAAUGCCAGCAGCUGAAAAUCAAUCUAAUCUGAUUACAUUUGAUAACUGAAAGAUGCUGUAAAUGGUUUUACCUCCAAUGGAUUCCUAAAGCUGCUCCAAGAGAAUCAUCAUUUUACUGAAGGGAUCUCUUGGUGGAAGUCAGCGAGCGGGGGCCAGGAUGUGGCCCCCUGACCUCGGGCCUCCAGACGUCCAGCUGACUCUUCCUGGUUUUGGAAGUGUGUUUGAAGAUGCCGAGGACCUUCAGGCGCCGCUGUCUUCUGGUGGCUUCUGUCAGUCAUCGAUACAUUCAGGUGGUCUGGGCGUUUGCUGUCUUCCAAGGACUUCCCUGUCCCUGUCCUCGCUGGGCCGAGACCUCACCUCCCUGCUCAGCUGUAAGACAGCUGGAUCCCACAUAGAAAAGACUGUGGAGGACUUUGCCACCACAGCGCACACAGAUCCUAAAAGCAACACCCAGAGGUUCAGUUGUUACCCUCAGCCCUCCCUGCCUUUAUCCUAUAUGCUCACCAACUGUGCCACAUCUCCUCCUUUUGGCUCUCCACCAUCCUCUAUUUCCUCUUCCUCUUCCUCCUCAUCUUUAUUUUUUUCCUCUUCCUUGCCUCUUUCUGAUGCACCCGGGGGCAACAAGACUCCUCAUCAGCAGCGAAAGCUACAGGAAGAGUAUCACUCAAUCAAACAAGAGCCUGCAGAUGAUUUCUCACCCUGUAAGAGGGAACCGUUUCAAAUUAACAACCAGCAGGGGGAGCUGUUCCACGUGGGCCAGCCCCUCCAAGGCCACGACGGUCAGGACAGCCCACGGCUUCAUUUCCCGAGGCUUAACGGACCUGUAGGACAGGACCCCGCAGUGGACCAGCAGGACCAGCCCUGUCAUUGGAUCGACUGUAGUGCCACUUACAGCAGUCAGGAGGAGCUGGUGAGGCACAUCGAGAAGGUACACAUCGACCAGCGCAAAGGGGAAGAGUUCUCCUGCUUCUGGGCCGGCUGCGUGCGACGCCACAAACCCUUCAACGCUCGCUACAAGCUGCUCAUCCACAUGAGGGUCCAUUCUGGAGAAAAACCCAAUAAAUGCAUGUUUGAGGGCUGCACCAAGGCGUUCUCACGUCUGGAGAACCUGAAGAUCCACCUGAGGAGCCACACGGGGGAGAAACCGUACAUCUGCCAGCAUCCCGGCUGCCUCAAGGCCUUCAGCAACUCCAGCGACCGCGCCAAACACCAGCGCACGCACCUGGACACGAAGCCGUACGCCUGUCAGAUCCCAGGAUGCACCAAACGCUACACCGAUCCCAGCUCGCUACGGAAGCACGUCAAAGCUCAUUCGGCCAAAGGCCUUCAGGAGAGGGAGGUCAAGGUCCAAGUGCACACGAUGCUGGAAUCGGACAUUUUGAGCGAUUGCCUGGAGAGGCAACACCUCCACAGCUCUGCCUCUUCCCACCAAGGAAACAGUUCACCUCUACCAGGCUUGGAUGACUUCACAGGCGUGUACUCAAACAGCAGCACCGUCCACAACAGGGGAAAUUCUGAGUUUCUCCCUCCAUCAGCAGACACCUGCGCCAGGUAUCAAAGCUUGGAGGGAAACUUUGACGCCAACAGCCCAAUAUCCUCGCUAACAAGCCCUGGGAGCAUGAGAGAGGGGAACAGACCAACGUCGUUGUUCAGCCCAGCGAGCUCCUCAUCAGACAGAGCGGACCAGCUGCAGGGCUACCAAAAAACCUACAACCAUCAACAAGUAUUCUCACAGCAGCAAGGAUGUGUGUAUGGAGAAGGGAAGGUGGUUCAGCCGGUCAGUGAUGGAGGCUUUGAACCAGCCAGUUACUUCACAAACCCCCCCGCCUCUCACUCUACAGGGUUUGACUUGUUGCAGGACCUGCAGGGCCAGGCGGGGGGCGGUUACUCCAUGUCUCCCUGCUCAGACGACAGCUUCCUCUUCCAGGCGGGAGGCGUCGACCGCUGCCUCAACCAGAUAUAUUCCAUCUACCUAGACUCAUGAUACCAAAAGAAAAGUGGAAUCAGAAUCACUGCUAUGGACAAAAGGCAGCCAAUAUGUGUGGCGGCAGACAAUCACAACAAUAAUAUAAUGUAUAUUCAAUGAGACAAAUAUGCCAGUGGAAGUUUUAAUGGUACAAACCAAAGUGCAAAAUUGCACGAACAUGAACUGCCAAAGAGGAAAUCUGGUCAAAUUAUGAAUGUAAAUAGCAGUGACUUUAUUAUUCAGAGAUGACCACAGCAUUUGUGAUCUGGAUAGAAUGAGCUAUGAGCUAGUUUGAGCUAUUUGGAAAGUCAUGUAACUGGUUCUCUGGCUCUGCCACGGAUGUUAAACUCAACCAGUGAGUGUAAUUCUUCAUCCACAGCAGCUUCGCCUACAGGAAAUGUUAAAACAAUAUCUGUCAGAGUGGGAUCUUAUGAUGUAGUGGUUCCCAACAUGGACAUGAAAUACGGGCUCAAAAGAUGAUUAAGAAGAUACCAAAGACCAAAACAACACAGUUUUACGUCACACAAUCUAUACAUUUCUGUUUGUUUUUUCUCUUAAUUGUUGCUUUUUUUGUGUGAAAUACCAGAUAGUUUUUUUCUUCCUUGGGCAAGUAGCAUUAUUCUAAGGUGUCACAAGCCAAAAAGGGUUGGGAACCAUUCUGUUGUAAUGGAUAACGAGUUGCAUCAAGCAGUCCAAGCAAUAGAGCAGGGAAUAAUUUAACAUUUUUGGAGACGUGCUUAUUGUUUUAAUGCCGAGAGUUAGAUGAGGACUUUGCUCCUACUGAAAAUGUAGCUACUGCCAAGAGACAGUUAGCUUAGCAUACAGGAGGAAACAGCUAGUCUGCUUCUGUCUAAAGGCACCAACCAGUAACUCUAGGCCUCAAUUAACAUGAUAUAUCUCUAAUUUGUACAAAAACUAUGUGUAAAAAUACAGAGGUUGAUGUGUGGGGCUAUUUCUUGAUUACACAACUGUUGAACAACAGCAUAAAAGACAACAUAUAAAAUCAUCCAUAAGGGGAAUAAAGUUUAGUAAAACAGUUACACAAACAAACAGCUAGUAAAAAUACUACCAUAAAAUCUGUCAUUAACAUAACUGAUAUGUACAAACAAACAGGUCUAGUUGCAGAUAAGAAGGCAAGACUAUAAAUAUGUUUCGAGAAAGAUUUAAAAGCUGAGACAGUGCCAGCAGACCGAAUACAAGAACCAAGGCGCCAGUACAGCAAAAGCUCGAUCACCCUUUGACCUUAACAUGGACUCUGGAACAGCAACAAGAUCCAAACCAGCAAGUCUUUUGGGACAGUAAGGAGUUAAAAGUUGACUAAUUUGCCCUGGCAGCCUUAUAAUGCCCUGUAAGUAGUGAAAACAGUUUUAAAAAUGGAUUCUCAAAAGAAAUAUCCAGAACAAAGAGGCUAAAACUGAGGUGUCGUGAGAGGUACGUCUGGUCUGAGCCAUGAGUCUGGCAGCUGGGGCGGUAUCAAUAUUCUCAUCUAACUCUCUGCAUGAAAGCAAAUAAGUCGGUUUACCCGUGUGUCAAACUAUUUCUCGAAGGCUGUUUAUCAGCAGCCAAAUUACAUCGCAACCAAAGUGUCAUUGAGAAACCUCCAACUGCUUGUUAACUACAUUUAUCAGCUGCACACAAGGUAGCUGCAGUAAAACUGGAGCAGUGCUGCCACCAAGGGUCUGACUGACUGUAAAUAAACACAGUCUGUGGCACAGAGCAGGUCGAUGUGGAUGAGUCCUGGGACGAAUAAACUGACACAGAAAACCACACAACUGCACUAAAAUGUAUCGUCAGAGGUGCCAACGGUUAAGUUUCAAUAUGUGUAAUGUAACAACGAUCAAGGCAGUAGCAUAAUCUCUUUUUUUUAUAUUGUUUUCUUUUGUUGCUUCAGCACAGUGCCUUUACAUGUCUGUUGUAUAGUUUCUAUCAGUGUUAUAUUCAGAGAGGGAGGUGUGCAUUGUUUACAGCAAGUUCUCUGCACUCUUUUCUGUCUCUAUCACAGAGACUUUAAGAAAAUGACCAACCAGAAAAUGUUUACACUGAUUUUGUAGCAGUUCAGAGUUUUCUUAUUGUUGUCAUUGAACAGUGUAUAUAGACUGUAUAAAAUGCACCUGUCUUUUAUAUCUAAAUAAAAACAAAAAUCAGUUUUUA